UGUCUUCCUCUCUUUUCCUAACCCGAAUCAAUUGUGUAUUGUGCGCAUGUCGCUGAUCUAGAUCUGAAUCUCGUCUCUGUUGCCGUUCGCAUCAUCACUCUAUAGCAUGGGCGAUCACUGCAUGUGCAAUCACAGUUUUGUUUCACUUCACCAGAAGACAGGCACGCCUCACGAAACCCCACUAAGGUGCUCCCGGCGCCUUCAUGACGUUGCGAAGGAGCGUGUCUUGCUAGGUCUUGGCAGUAUUGUCACGACUGCCAAUCUCGCUGCAUUGCCCACGCCUUCACUACACCUCACUUCUUUGCCUUUGAACAGCUCGGCUAAUUCACCGUCAUGAACCCUGGAUCAGCAAAAACACCGCCUGAACAGGGUGUGGCGCCCCUAAACUUCAUCUACGCCUGCUCGAUAUGCUGUGCCUCGUUCGCCGAUGCCUACGAGGGCCACCACGAGACCGUCCAGGGCCUUUCGGAUGGCGUGAAUCCUACCGAGCGCCUUGUUACCAGGCUCUUCCUCAGCGAUUGCUGCCAUGUAUUCUGCAGCAAGCAUCUAGAGGGUGGCGGUCCGCCUUUCCACCCUGCCGGACAACGACCGAGGGCGCCCUGUCCAGUGUGCAUCAAAGAGAAGGGAGAGAGCGAGUUGCGGGAUCUCUAUUCAGUUCGCGGUUUCAAGAAGAAUGAGUACGACCCUCAAAUUCCGCCAUCUUGGUUCACCGCGCCGCCCAUCAGGCUAGAUGGCAAUGGAAAGGAGAUGGAGGCUCUGCGAUUCCAGUAUAUCGCGCUCAUCCGAUACUGCCAAAACACAUACGCGACCCGCAAAACAACCCAGAAUGCCCUGGCAGAGGCCGAGAAGAAGUUAGUCAGCAUACAAGAGCUCGCCUCGGAGGAACGUACCAAAGCCAUCACCCUGCAACAAGACAAUGAGCAGCUGCGUGCCAGCCAGGAUCAGUUCGAUGCCUUGAAAGCAGAGCUACAGCGACUACAGGGCCUCGAGCAGGAGGUUGAACAGUAUCGUCAGAUGCAAGUCAAUCCACGCGACCUAGAAACUUUCACGACUCACAAAACCGCCAUUCGGCACUAUUUGAAGCUGGUACCGAUGCUGUUAGAACAGAACAACAAGAUGAAGAAGCGACUCGCAUCGCUGGGUUUCGCGAUGGCGCUGGAGCCAGUGCCUAACUUCAAGGGUCUAGACCCAAAUACCUUUGACAGCGAUGAAGCAUUCCCUGGCGACUAUUCAGGCAAGUCCGACGCAUUCCCGCGAAAGACCGCGUCGAGCCAUACUGCUGGCAGGUCCGCACACACCCCAGGCCAUGCAACGACAUCACCUUCUAGCCCCUUCACACGGCGACCCAUCAAGCGACAGCGGCUUGAUUCUCCUCUGCCGGGCAAUAUACAACUGGGCAUAUCUACCAACCAAGAUGCCAUGUCCCCACCACCUAAACCAAUGUCAAGGUUGCAUUCUGUGCGGAAGAUGUUUCCAGCUCUACGGAACAAGUUUUCCCAUGGUCGCUCCACGCCCGAUUAUGGAUUGGAAAGAAAGAGUGAUGUCUCGAUGUAUGACGACGGGCCUUGGCAGGAUGCUUCCGACGAUCAGCGAUCGACACAACAUGGCUUCCGAGGCGAGACACCGUAUAUGUCGGGUGCACUCCCUGUUGAGCGACCUACGGAAGCCAUAAAUCCACAAGAGUCCCAGUUGCUUUCGAGUAUGGGUAUCAAUGACAACAAGCCUGACUUUACGUUUCGAGCUUCGUCGCCAAUCAAGAUGAGCAAAUCGUCCGAAGGGCAUCAGUCUGUACAGCUACCCACGGAACCGUCCUACAUUCGACUUAUGGAUGGUCUGUCCCGCGACACGGGAAUCGAACUAGGGCUGAAAGAUCCUCGCGAGAGCCCAAGAAGGAGCUACCAUGACGAUGGUAGAGACAGGCAAGUUAUACAUAAUCAUCGCGUUCGGCAGCUACCACAAGAAGAGCCGCAGAAGCGUUGGAGUUUUGGACAUCCAUUCCUCCAUCAAUCGCCUCACGGGUCUUCUCCCGCAUCCAAUGGUCAUCUGGAUACUUCUUGCUCUACCCAAAUCAACGGGUUUGCCGACAGAGCGUACAACGAGCCAUCACUUGGGCCAGUCACGCCUGCGCCCAGACGAUAUCAACAAUCAGGUCCCCAGAUCGAGAGUGUAUUCAAAUCAUUUCGGCGCCUCUCAGUCACGCAGAUCCAGGAUGAACGAGCCUAA
Cucurbitaria berberidis CBS 394.84 is the source of this 2223-nucleotide messenger RNA. RefSeq lists its product as uncharacterized. The transcript is spliced from 3 exons. The record is from RefSeq and is a predicted model, not a curated record. The coding region runs from base 334 to 2223 and encodes 629 amino acids. Lineage: Eukaryota; Fungi; Ascomycota; Dothideomycetes; Pleosporales; Cucurbitariaceae.